UGACACUCCACUAACCCUCUCAUACCGAGACGCGAGCGGUCCACGCUCCUAACCAUCUCCUCUCCCGUGCGUGUCCUGGGGGACAAGCCAUUGUGCUACCUAACUUACCCCCGUUAAACAACCCGUAAACCGAGGCAUUAUUAUAAACAGACACAGCAUAAUAACCGCUCUCGGGUUUACCGGCGCUCCUCAUUGGUCCUUUACACGCGCGUGCUCCAAGUGCUCUUAUUGGUCAAAGCGCCACGCGACCAGCAAGAGAAGGGGGGCUCCUAGGCGCGUGCCGCUUUUUAAACCGACGCCGCGCCUUGAGACACUAGAGAAGGAGACCUGCACGCGACAUAGUGAGAGCGCAGGGUGCUGAAGAAGCAGUUUUAUAUUGUUGCCUUUUUUAAUCCUCCAAGACGGAGAUGGAUGUUCUGCGUAUUGGGGAGUGGAGCAAGGAACCAAAGGAGAUGAGCGAGCUCGACGCGCAGGGCUCGAGCAUGGAUCCGUCAGGUCUGGCACUCAUGAACAGCAGUGACCCACGCGCCUGGCUGGCUCCCGCGCAGCCUGGCACCUGCGUGGCACACGCCGACUACCUGCUGCACUCUCCCUGCUCCAGCUCGAGCCUGGAAGGCGGGUCCCCCGCGUCUGACGACCACAGUCCGAACUUCAGAGAGACCGGCAAGGGCCCGCUCAAAGUGCGGGAGCUGUGUCGAUUGAAGGGGUCUCUGAGCGCGGAGGAGGGCAGGCAGCGAGCACCGUCCAGCAAGCCGGUCCACGGAGUUCAGAAGCAGCGACGCCAGGCUGCCAACGCCCGGGAAAGGAGACGGAUGCACGGGUUGAAUCACGCAUUCGACGAGUUGCGCAGCGUAAUUCCCGCUUUCGAUAACGACAAGAAGCUUUCCAAAUACGAGACCCUACAGAUGGCCCAGAUCUACAUCAAUGCGCUGUCAGACCUGCUUGAGGGUCCCAGUGCUGACUCGCCAAAGUUGCCCACCGCCGUCUACGACGGUGACAAAGCACCCCGUGGAUCCCCCGCUACCGGUAGGAGGGGCACGAGCACGGGGCUACCUGUCCAACUAAACAGCAUCCCGUUCCCGUUCGAAGGUGAUUCGUUUUCCGCCCUCAUGGAGCACGAGAUGCGGUCUCCUUCCACAGGGGUGGCAAGCUCCGGUUCUGACAGUACGAAAAACUCUCCACGGUCCAACCGGAGCGACGGAGAGUUUUCCCCGCACUCCCAGUUUAGUGAUUCGGACGAGAUGGCUAUGGAACUCCAGAGUGAAGACGAGCUUUCGGAACUGCCCAACCGUCACACAUUCUGAACACUAUGGACGUUAACCGAGUCAAUCACAUCAUCCGAAAUUAAUAGCCUAUGCGUUUUAUAAAAGAAUAGGCUUGCUUUCCAAACGUGAUUUUGAUUCCACCUGAGAACUAUAUUUUAUCAACUGUCAGAUAAAGAUUUUUUUAAAUGUCAGAUAAGCCUAAAUUUGGAUCUGCCAAUAGAUUUGUAGCCUUGCCGUCUCCAUGGGGACAUGGAAGAGACCCCUCUGCCAUGUCGCGCGCAGCACUGCCACGGGCUCUCCCAAGUCACGGACCAAACUGUCUUCCACAAAAUUGCCUGAUAUGAUAUUUUUAAUGUACAGAUUUUUUUGUAACUAUGAUUCUCCUGAUUCUGAUCAUAAUGAAUAUUAUUGAAUUGUUUACUUGCCUGUAAAUGUCCCUGUAUGAAAUUGUUUGCAACUUCUAAAGUUACCAACGCGCACUUUAAACGAGCCAGGGGCUUGAUGAAUACGAAUUUGUUUAGAACCACAAAAUAUUUCUUUGUUUCCGUUUUUUGUUAGUUGUAGUACCGCCAAUUUGAUACAGAUAGCAUAUUUAAUGUAGCCAUUUUUGUUUCUUAUAUAUUUUGUUGAUUUUGGUUACUUAGAUUCUUUCAGAUGAAUUUUGUGUGUCUGCUUUCACUGGAUGAGAAGAUUUGACAUAGCUUAUUUAUUCCUGAUUGUAUUCAAUUGAUUUGACUUUU
Molecule: messenger RNA, 2005 nt
Organism: Osmerus eperlanus (European smelt)
Lineage: Eukaryota; Metazoa; Chordata; Actinopteri; Osmeriformes; Osmeridae
Gene: atoh1a
Product: atonal bHLH transcription factor 1a
Exons: 1
Coding region: 408-1304 (298 amino acids)
Biological process (GO): sensory organ development; axon development; positive regulation of transcription by RNA polymerase II
Cellular component (GO): nucleus
Molecular function (GO): protein dimerization activity; E-box binding; DNA-binding transcription factor activity, RNA polymerase II-specific
Source: RefSeq, a predicted model, not a curated record